Molecule: messenger RNA, 1878 nt
Organism: Zymoseptoria tritici IPO323
Lineage: Eukaryota; Fungi; Ascomycota; Dothideomycetes; Mycosphaerellales; Mycosphaerellaceae
Exons: 3
Coding region: 1-1878 (625 amino acids)
Biological process (GO): transmembrane transport
Molecular function (GO): transmembrane transporter activity
Source: RefSeq, a predicted model, not a curated record
AUGCAAUCAUUCCUCCAAUACCGCAGAUUUCGAUCCGCGGUCGAGGCACAGCUGGAGCGGGAUCGUGGUAAAGAGUCGGCCUUGGGGAGAUCUGGGACACAAGAAAGUCAUUCCCCGGCUUCUUCGAGUGAAAGCAAACAGGACCUGGAUGAAGAUGUUGAGCGGAAGGGACACACAGAGCGGGACACCGGAUUGACCCCAUCGAGAUACAAGCCGAAUCCAGACACAGCCAAUGUCAAUGAGAAGGAUACACACGACGAGUCCGCCUCACAGCCACGGCAAGAACCAAGAGAGGAACCCGAGCAUGCCGACGAGGAAGAGGAAGAUGACGAAGACGAUGACUUUGAACUCACACAAGCCGGCCGAACACUCUCCCGCACGACCACUCAGCAAUCAGGAGGCACCGCACUCGGCCAAGUCCUCUCUGGCAUCGAAGUACGCAAACUUUCCACACGGGACGGAGGGGAAGGAAACGUGUUCGUGGUCGGCUACGAAGGGCCUGAUGACCCGAACGAUCCGCAUAACUGGCCAACGUCAAGGCGAAUCAUGUACACGGCGAUCAUAGCGGGCAUUGGCGCGGUUGUCGGGUUUGCGAGUUCGAUUACGAGUUCGGCAUUGCCGCAGGCGAGUGCAGAAUUUGGCGUGAGCAACGUCUUCGAGAGUGCGGCGACGGGAUUGUAUUUGUGUGGGUUUGGGCUAGGAGCGUUGUUCGCUGGACCCGUGUCGGAGACGGUUGGUCGAAAUCCGGUUUACAUCGGAACGAUGGUACCGUUCAUGAUCUUCGUCAUGGCGUCCGCUCUUGCGCCGAACAUCGGUGCACAAUUGGCAUUUCGAUUCCUGGCGGGAAUGUUCGGCUCGACGCCUUUGACUUGUGCUGGAGGUAGUGUGAGUCUUCGCCUUUCCCGUCUUCGCCAACGCCGCCUUCUCCGGGCCGCUUUUGGGACCGAUUAUCGGGGGUUUCAUCGCCGAAUCCUCCGCUGUCUCAUGGAGAUUCGUCGAAUGGACAACACUCAUGUUCUCCGGAGUCAUCUUCACCCUCGUCUUCUUCUUCUCCCCGAAACCUACCCUCAAACGCUUCUGAAAUGGAAAGCCGAACACCUACGCACCAUUACCGGCGACGAACGCUACUGUGCCGCCGUCGAGAUCCGCCAGGAGUCGCUGGCUGUGCGGCUGAAGAGGGCGCUGUACCGCCCAUUCUUGCCCACGGCACGGGAGCCGAUCAUCAUUCUGUUCGCGCUGUACUUGACGGUGAUCUACAUCAUCUUCUUUACCUUCCUCAACGGCUAUACUUACAUCUUCGACGACAACUAUAACCUCUCGCAUGGGAUCGGCGGAUUAUGCUUCGUCGGCAUCAUCAUUGGACUGUUCUCUGCCUCGGCUCUGGUUCCCUUGAUCUACAAGUGGGCCAAGCGAGAUCUGCCCAAAAUCCGCGCUGAAGGCGGCGAGCGUCUGCCUCCCGAAUUUCGUUUGUGGUACUCAAUGCUCGGUGGAUCCUUCGCACUGCCAAUAAGUCUCUUCUGGAUGGGCUGGACCGCUCGCCCAGACAUUCCCAUCUGGUCUCCUCUCGCAGCAUCCGUCCUUUGCGGCUACGGGAUCCUCACGAUCUUCAUCACAAUCUACCAGUACCCCAUAGACGCCUACGAAACAUUUGCCGCAUCCGCGCUAGUCUCGAUCACAGUGAUUCGAUAUGUGGUUUCAGGCGGGUUCGCCGUGAUUGGAGUACCUUGGUAUGAGAACAUCGGGGCGGCGUAUGUGUUGACGAUAUUGGGCGCAGUCAGUGCGGUGUUGUCUCCAGUGCCGUUCUUGUUUUGGAGGUAUGGGCCGUGGAUCAGGAGUAAGAGCAAGUAUGCGAUUGGACCGGAUGUGGCGAAGGAGUAG